Mugil cephalus (flathead mullet) is the source of this 6192-nucleotide messenger RNA. It is a transcript of the gene il1rl1, whose product is annotated as interleukin 1 receptor-like 1. NCBI's taxonomy places the organism in Eukaryota, Metazoa, Chordata, Actinopteri, Mugiliformes, Mugilidae. Gene Ontology annotation, biological process: signal transduction. The coding region runs from base 2761 to 5376 and encodes 871 amino acids. The transcript is spliced from 17 exons. The record is from RefSeq and is a predicted model, not a curated record.
UUUCAUUUUACGCCGAUGAUCUCUUGAGACUGCACUGACUGACUAAAGCCUAUUCAGUGAAGAUCAGCCCUCCUUCCUUUACUUGGAGCACUGUGUGUAUUUGUCUGUUUUGUCUGUUCACCUUGGUAAAGUUACAGAAGUUGUGAUAUUUUGUCAAUUAGACCUUAAUGAAUUAGACCUGCUCAGAAGAUGUUAUGAUGUGUGAGAAGUAAAAGACAUACAAAACCUAUUUCAUUUGAAUGGGGUGAUUUUAAGAAUAGUGUAACUGCUUUACAGCAACUCAAGCAAAUAUUUGCAGUGCACUACUUCAUGUAAUAAUAACAGAGUCUGUUCUGAAAGUGCUGUCAUCAGGGAAUAUUUGUGUAACAUACCGUUAGAGUUUAUGGCACGACAGGAACUCAUAAAGAUUGAGUAACACAGUGGAAAACAUACACAAAGACAGACUUUGAGGAAUAAAUUAGAUUUUUGUUUAAAUAUUUCCACAUUGUGUAUGCAAAGCAGCUGCAGCUUGGUGAAAGCUAUAAAUAUUUUACAGUAAACAAAAGAAUGUGAGAGUGUAAAAGCUCUUUGUGUUGAUUCUCCAAGAGCGUUAUUCAACUCUGUGGUGCUCCGGAGCGAUUUGGUCCACAAAUGGCAAACCCGCAUCUCGGUUUUAACUCACAGGAAAGGAAUGCUUCUAUCCUAAAUAUUAUUUUAUUAUAACGGAACACAGCUACAAGCAUGAGUUUAAAACUUGAACAUGAGACUCUUUCUGAAAUAAAUAAAUUGAAUAGGUGGAACGAGAAUGAGAGUUUGAAAAACGUACACAAAGGCCGACUGUGUGUGAAUUCUGUAUAAAUAGCAUCUGCACAAGGUCCAAACUAGUGACCGACCGAUUAUCGGUCACCGAUAUAUCGGGGCCCGAUAUGACGGCUCCAGUUCUAUCGGGGGUUCUAUCAUAUCGGUGAAAUGUUGCGCCGAUAAAAAAAACUUAGUGUGACGAGUCACGGCAAGUUCAUGAAAUAAGUAACUGUAAACAUGAAAACAUCACUGGAACAACAAUUAUAGUCCAAAGUGUCCCUGGCCAAAAUCUCUGGUGUAAAAUAACUGCGAGGCAACUUUGCUAUAUCAUCACAGAUUUAGUUUAACCCCGAAGGGUUACAGUUUAAUAUAUGCUAAAAGGAUUUAACCAAGAAAGCUCUAGUCUCCCCGACACGACGCGGGAUCACUUAUAUUUUAUCGUCGUCAUUUUUGGCAUGGUUUGAUUGUGUGUGGUUUAUGGAGGGGAUGAAAGAACAACGUAUUUUUGGGCAUGCAUUGGUGACCUGGGAAUUGUUUCUCAGUAAAUUAGAAAAACCUUUCCUAUCAUUCCCCUUUUCCGUGCAUGAUUGAAGGAGAUUGGCUCGCAUCCACGUUCCACUCCCUCCUGCACUGAAAAGUCCCCUUAGGUUACAUAAACCAGCCUGGGUGUGUACAACCACUGCAUCAACUCGCAUCUAUUUAAACUCUGUCACUUUGCUUCGUCUCCACUGGCCCGGCGCUUCCUUACUCCUCCCACAUCUGUCCCCAUGGAGAUGGUUUGUCAGCACAGUAGGCAACAUUCAUGAGGACGAGAGAUGCAACCUGUUGGGUGCCAAUGCAGAGAAGCUGUGUUACAACCUGCCCCUCACUGACUUCAAGCAUUAGACACUGACUGACUGACUGAGAUUGAUUUAGACUGAUUUAGAUUGACUUAUUUAUUUUUAUUUAUUUAUUUAUUGAAAGUUCUGCUAUAUAAUUUAAUCUUUGUUUGCCAAUCUGCACUUUUUGUAAGACUCUAAGUUCAAAUGUUACUUGUCAUUUUAAAAAAGUCUGUUUAAUGUUAAAAGUCUUAAAUAAAGACAUUGAUUAAAGAAAGCAUCUGUCUGUACUACUGUCACUGUGACUGUACUAUUACAUAAUCAUAUUGGUGCAAAAUCUAUGCUCAAUCGGCCUGUUUUCAUUCCAGCUCAAAAACUAACUAUAUCGGUUGCAUAUUGGCUAUCGGUGUUUGCACCUCCUCUAAUAUCGGCUAUUGUUAUCGGGCCAAAAAAUCCCUACUGGUCGGACACUAGUCCAAACAAAACGGUAAUAGCACACACUGUAGGACUCCUAAUACUGCUGAUAUCUCAUGUAAAUAUUUUUAUUUCAAUUUUCAGAGUUAAACCGCAUUGUUGUCAGUGUCUGCUGAGCCCAGAGUCGUAUCAGAGGAGCCCACUGUGCAGAAGGAGAGAUCCUUCUUUUGAUACUGUUACCACUUAAUCCACUCUGUGCUCUUACAACCAAUGAUGCAUGUCUAUGACAGGCAAUUCCUCACUGACAGAAGACUGCAACAGUAAAUGUCCUGCAAUCAAACUAAGACUGAAUUGCAUUUGUAGUUAAUGCUCCUGAUUGUUUCUAUAAAAAGAAUAAAUACAGUUACAAAACAGUAAGUUUACAUUUUAUUUAUUUGUAUUCCACCUGCCACUUUUCAAUUCUAAGUAUUGAUAAUGGCAACAACCAAUGACAGAUGUUUAAAUAUGCAAGUAAAAUGUGUAUGAAGCAAUCUAAUCAGAUAAUCACACAUCCUGCUUACAGACAGUCCUCCAGCACAUUCUCCGAAACAUCCUGUGUGUGGCUUUUAAUACAUUUCCUAUUUAUAUCACUCUGCAUGCAGUUUCAGGUUUUCGUGCUGUGGCAGACGUUGGUCUGUGAGUUUGACUCAAAGGUCUGAUAGAAUAUGAAACCCACAACAUUUAACUUGUACUUUGUCUCGCUCAGCUAAUGGACGCUUCCCGACUUCUCUUCCACACUGCUGUGGUGAUAUGUAUAUCUGGAGGAAUAUCAGCUUCAGAGCCAACCGUAUCAGAAUGUGAUCCGUUCAACACGGAUCUCCGCAGGCUUCUUGAAGGAGAAGCGCUUCAUUUUCAACCUUAUGGUCUGUCCAAAGCCUCUGAUAGAGAGUUCACAUGGUACAAAAAUGGCUCACAGAUUUGGGACAUUUCCUCCAACGAGACAGAGAGGAUACAUUACCAUGGAAAAGCACUCUUUUUCUUAAACGUCCUCUCUGAUGAUGCUGGCAUUUACUUUGCCCAGCAAAUUACACCAUCAGGAGAAAGGUACAUCUAUUGUCUGAAACUCGAAAUCUUCAACUCAAGCUAUAAAGGGAAUGACAUUCUCAAUUUCGGAAGUAUCAAAAACUCUGACCAGAACAAAAGAGUCCCAUGUCCAGAACCCAUCACAACCACAUGCACAAAGUUUAAGGGGAACUUCACCUGGUACAAGGACCUACAGAUCCUUCCAGAUGAGCAUAAAUCUGACCUGUGGGUGUACAACACCAGCAAAACUCAUGAGGGCAUCUACACCUGUGUUUGUUCCUGGACUUACAAUCACAAUAUCUACCACUCAUCUGGCUCCAGGAGGCUCAUAGCUCUAGAAAAUUCCAUCCCCAACAACGAAAUCAUCUCUCCAACCAGCAAGGAGCAGUUUGUUUUUCAAGGCAGUGAGCUCAAGCUGAAUUGCUCAGUUUUCUGUGGGACCAAUGUGAAGUCUGAGUGUUCUGCCAAGUGGUAUGUUAAAAAUGAAGAGUUAAAACCAACGGAUGGAUACAAUCUAACCACUGAACGAGUCAUUGAAGACCCCUCAAAGAGAACCAUCAGCACAACCAUCCUGACCAUUAACAAAGUGUCUCCUAAGGAUUUCCACUCUGAGUUCAAUUGUGUCGGAGAAACCAUUGACAAAGUAUCAACGUUCACUUUAACUUUAAAGCCAAAAGAGCCAACCGUAUCAGAAUGUGAUCCGUUCAACACGGAUCUCCACAGGCUUCUUGAAGGAGAAGCGCUUCAUUUUCAACUUUUCGGUCUGUCCAAAGCGUCUGACAGAGAGUUCACAUGGUACAAAAAUGGCUCACAGAUUUGGGACAUUUCCUCCAACGAGACAGAGAGGAUACAUUACCAUGGAAAAGCACUCUUUUUCUUAAACGUCCUCUCUGAUGAUGCUGGCAUUUACUUUGCCCAGCAAAUUACACCAUCAGGAGAAAGGUACAUCUAUUGUCUGAAACUCGAAAUCUUCAACUCAAGCUAUAAAGGGAAUGACAUUCUCAAUUUCGGAAGUAUCAAAAACUCUGACCAGAACAAAAGAGUCCCAUGUCCAGAACCCAUCACAACCACAUGCACAAAGUUUAAGGGGAACUUCACCUGGUACAAGGACCUACAGCUCCUUCCAGAUGAGCAUAAAUCUGACCUGUGGGUGCACAACACCAGCAAAACUCAUGAGGGCAUCUACACCUGUGUUUGUUCCUGGACUUACAAUCACAAUAUCUACCACUCAUCUGGCUCCAGGAGGCUCAUAGCUCUAGAAAAUUCCAUCCCCAACAACGAAAUCAUCUCUCCAACCAGCAAGGAGCAGUUUGUUUUUCAAGGCAGUGAGCUCAAGCUAAAUUGCUCAGUUUUCUGUGGGACUAAUGUGAAGUCUGAGUGUUCUGCCAAGUGGUAUGUUAAAAAUAAAGAGUUAAAACCAACGGAUGGAUACAAUCUAACCACUGAACGAGUCAUUGAAGACCCCUCAAAGAGAACCAUCAGCACAACCAUCCUGACCAUUAAAAAAGUGUCUCCUAAGGAUUUCCACUCUGAGUUCAAUUGUGUCGGAGAAACCAUUGACAAAGUAUCAACGUUCACUUUAACUUUAAAGCCAAAAGAGUCAGUGGUCCCACUGGUCAUCAGAGUUGUGUUUGUGUUGAUGUUCUUUGUGUUUGCCACCAUGGUGAUCAAGUGCUUUGCCAUCGACCUUGCCCUCUUCUUCAGAGCCUUCUGUCAACUAAAUAGGCACAAUAAAGAUUCAAGGAUUUAUGACGCAUAUGUGGUGUACCAGACAGAAAGCAUGGACAAAGCUACAGAGGAGAAGCUCUCCGAGUUUGUCACAAAGAUUUUGCCGUCUGUCCUCGAAGAUAAGUGUGGAUACCGGCUCUUCAUCCAGGGGAGGGAUGACAUACCUGGAGAAGAUCGUAUGGAGCUGGUGGAGUACUCCAUCAAGCAGAGCAGGAGGCUGAUGGUCAUCCUCACCCCAGGUUUGGGUUCUGGAACAGAGUCCAUGUUUAAAGACCAGUGUCCCACCUCACAGGAAACCUCAGUUAUUGGAGGGUUUGAUUGGCAGGUGGGGCUCCACCAUGCACUAGUUCAGAGAGAGAUGAAUGUGAUUCUGAUCCAGCUGGGGGAACCUGGGCCACAAGGAUACACAUACCUGCCGCCUGGCUUGCAGCACCUGAUUCGUAAGAGUGCCCCCAUCAGGUGGCCUGAAGCUUCUAAAAGUGCCGCCUCAUGGAACUCCCGUUUCUGGAAGAGGGUCAGAUACCUGAUGCCGGCUACACCUGCCAAAAAAGUUGCACAUAUAGCCCUUAUCUGAAAAACAUAUAUAAUCUAAUUACUCACAUAUUCAAGACUUCAUGUUGGUUAAAAUGAAACAAAAUACAAAUGUAUGUAUUGAUGCGUAAUAAUGUACAAUACUGAAGUAUAAUAAUCCUUUUUCUUCCAGUACUGUAUAUUUAUUAAUAGUAUUAUAUUGACAUUAUUAUAAUAAUACAGAAUAUUUCUUUGCUUAUUUAUAUAACAAAAUGAAGAUUAUUCUAAUAAAGGCACCAUUAUAGAUAACUCUUCCAGAGUUAUCUGUUAUUUGUUACCUCAGGGGAAUUCUAGCCCAAUUCUAAAAUAAUCUAAGGCAGUUCCAUAAAUACAGACAGUAUAGGAUUUAAACACAAUAGCAACACAUCAUGCACAGGUACAUGAUCCAAAAUACCUCGACCCAAACUUGGAUCAUGCACAUUUCGACGGCAAUUUUUGUUUUAAUUUCUUUUUAAAAAGAAAUUAUUUAAAAAAAAAAAAAAAAAGGUGUAGAAAAUGUAAAAAUAUAAUUCAGUGUAAAUUUGUUUAUUUAUCAAAUAUUUUCACAUAAUUUUUUGACCAGAUGUCAUUUUUAAAAUAGACUGUAUUCAGUUAUUUGUCAUUGAAAUGAAGAUGUUCAGAAGUAUGACAGCUGUUGGUCAUAGUUUGUAACCAAGGUUCUAUGCUGCAUGUCUGUACAUAUCUUGAUGUCUCUAGUCAUUGUGUACACUUGAACACACGUACAUUCAAAGAUUCAAGGAUUCGUAUUGUGAACAGUUUGUAUGGGAUAUACAGAAGAAUCGAAUAAAACAAAAAUAAAAUAAACAGCACCUACUCUGAA